Talaromyces stipitatus ATCC 10500 is the source of this 648-nucleotide messenger RNA. RefSeq lists its product as uncharacterized. Lineage: Eukaryota; Fungi; Ascomycota; Eurotiomycetes; Eurotiales; Trichocomaceae. Bases 1 to 648 code for a protein of 215 amino acids. The transcript is spliced from 2 exons. The record is from RefSeq and is a predicted model, not a curated record.
AUGGCGAAUUGGCUCUACGACGCCGUGCCCGGUGACGACGAGAAGAAGUUAUCCACGUAUACAAUUCGGGUCAUGUACGAGGCUGCAAGUGGCCUCCAGGUCGACUUUGAGAUGUUCCAAUGGUUCCAUGACUUCUUUGAGGAUUGGAAGAUUGAGGACUUCAACCAUCUAGAUAAGACAAUAAGAACCAAGUUGAAGGACUUCCUUUUAUGGCGUGGCGUGUAUACAGCAACCACCUAUAUCAAGGAGUCAAGGAUUGUCAAUGAUACCCACAUGGUGCCAUCUAUCGAAGAAGAAGACGAGGGUAUUUAUAAAGAAACACCUUCUAAGGUGCCAAAUCAGGUGAUUCAAGACCAUGUUCAAUCGCCAUUAAGAUUGGUACAAGACAUCUCAAGAUUUACACCUGAAACAGGUGCAAAUGCAAUACUAGUCAUGACACCAAGUCACAGCCAAGUCAAGAUAUCUGUAAUACCUACCUCUUCAGUGCUACUCCAAGCAAGAUCAUUGGAUCCGUACACCAAGGUGCCACCUAACGAAUAUGGACGUCAACCUGUUGAUUCUCAGUUGGCUAUGAAGUUCACCAAAGCAUGGGAUAAGACGAAGAAUUAUUCAGGAGAGCUUUACGAUAUCCUAGAUGACAAAGUUUGA